AUGAGCCUGAUGCUGGAGACGCUGCUGGGCCCCCCGGGGGGGCUCCGCAAGGACCCCGGCCGCGCUGCCCAGCGCUCCGCCGCCUCCAGCGGGUUCCACUCGUGGUCGGUACCGGCGGUGGGGCGGACACGGGGGGGGCGGCGGCGGGGUGGGGGGGGCGGCAGCGCGGCCGCUUCUUCCACCGAGAGCCUGGACUCGGCGAACGGCGAACCGCGGGCGAGGAACGAGAAGGAGCUGCUGCAAGUGCUGAACGAUCGUUUCGCCGGUUACAUCGAGCGGGUGCGGGCGCUGGAGCAGCAGAACCGGGCGCUGGCGGCGGAGGCGGCGGCGCUGCGGCAGCAGCAGGCGGGGCGCUCGGCGAUGGGCGAGCUGUACGCGCGGGAGCUGCGGGACAUGCGGGGCACGGUGCUGCGGCUGGGAGCCGAGAAGGGGCAGCUGCGGCUGGAACGGGCGCGUCUGGCCGAGGACGUGUCGUUGCUGCGGGGGAGGCUGGAGGAGGAAGCCCGGCAGCGGGGGGAGCUGGAGGCGGCGGCCCGGGGGCUGGCGCAGCUCUCGGCUCAAGAGGAGCGGGCGCGGGGGCCGCUGGAGGAGCGAGCCCGGGCGUUGCGGGAGGAAGCGGAGCUGCUGCGGAGGCAGCACCGGGCGGAGGUGGGGGCGUUGCUGCGGGGGGCCCGCCCAGAGCCCCCCCCCGCCGACACCCCCGCCGCUCUGCGCCCCGGGGUCACCGCCGCCCUCCGAGACCUGCGCGCCCAGCUGGAGGGCACCACGGUCCGCAGCAGCCAGCAGGCCGAGGAGUGGUUCCGAGUGAGGCUGGACAAGCUGUCGGAGGUGGCCAAGGUGAACACGGACGCCAUGCGCGUGGCCCAGGAGGAGAUCUGCGAGUACCGGCGGCAGCUGCAGGCCAAGAGCACCGAGCUGGAAGCCCUGAAAGGGACCCAGGAGUCCCUGGAGAGGCAGCGGCAGGACUCGGAGGAGCGUCACCAGGCAGAUGUCCUGUCCUACCAGGAAACCAUCCAGCAGCUUGACAGCGAGCUGAGGAACACCAAGUGGGAGAUGGCAGCUCAGCUCCGGGAGUACCAGGAUCUGCUCAAUGUCAAAAUGGCCCUGGACAUCGAGAUUGCUGCCUACAGGAAGCUCUUGGAAGGGGAGGAAUAUCGGAUCGAGACAGGCUUUGGGAUGAUCUCCUUCCCUGAGGUGGUCCCCAAGGCUCCCAGCAUCACCACCAACAUCAAGGUGAAGAGUGAGGAGAAGAUCAAGGUGGUGGAAAAAUCUGAGAAGGAGACAGUGAUUGUGGAGGAGCAGACAGAGGAAAUCCAGGUGACCGAGGAGGUCACUGAGGAGGAUGAGGCUGAGAAAGAGGCAGAGGAGGAGAAAGGUGAGGAGGAGGAAGAAGAGGAGAAAGCUGAAGAGGGGGAGGAGGAAAAAGAGGAGAAAGCUGAAGCUGAGGGUGAAGAGGAGGCCGAGUCCCCAGAAAAACCCAAGUCCCCCUCAAAGGAGGAGGCCAAAAUCCCGGCUGUCAAGUCCCCUGAAAAGCCAUCAACCCCCUCCAAGGAGGAGGCCAAGACCCCAGCUGUUAAGUCCCCAGAGAAACCUGCAACACCCUCAAAAGAGGAGGCCAAGAGUCCAGCUGUCAAAUCACCAGAAAAGCCUGCACCCCCCUCCAAGGAGGAGGCCAAGACCCCAGUGGUCAAGUCCCCAGAGAAACCUGCACCUCCCUCAAAGGAGGAGGCCAAGACCCCAACUGUCAAGUCCCCUGAAAAGCCACCAAGUCCCACAAAGGAGGAGGCCAAGGGCCCAACUAUCAAGUCCCCAGAAAAACCCUCAGCCCCCUUGAAAGAGAAGGCCAAGACCCCAGCUGUGAAGUCCCCAGAGAAACCUGCACCUCCUUCAAAGGAGGAGGCCAAGACCCCAACUGUGAAGUCCCCAGAGAAACCCCCAACCCCCUCAAAGGAGGAGGCCAAGACCCCAGCUGUGAAGUCCCCUGAAAAGGUGAAGUCUCCUGCAAAGGAGGAAGCCAAGUCUCCACAGAAGGAAACAGCCCCAGCCAAGGAGCCCACUCCCUCCCCUCCAAAGGAGCCCAAAGCCCCUGCAAAGGAAGAGAAGCCCAAGGAGGUGAAGGCUCCCUCCAAGCCUGGAGCUGAGGAGGGCAGGAAAGAGGAAGCUCCCAAGAAGGAUAUCCCAGCCAAGGUGGAGGAGAAGCCCAAAGAGAAGACAGACACUGUGCCAGAGGUGAAGGAGACCACCAAGCCAGGCCCCAAACCUGCAGAAGGAGGAAAAGUCGAGAAGGAAGUUCCACCAAAACCUCAGCAGGAGGCUGAGAAGCUGAAGGAGAAGGUAGAGGAGCCCAAGAAGGAGAAGGUAGAGGAGCCCAAGAAGGAGAAGGUAGAGGAGCCCAAGAAGGAGAAGGUAGAGGAGCCCAAGAAGGAGAAGGUAGAGGAGCCCAAGAAGGAGAAGGUAGAGGAGCCCAAGAAGAAGGCAGAUGAGGCCAAGAAGGCAGAGGAGCCCAAGAAGGAGAAGGCAGAAGAGCCCAAGAAAGUGGAGGAGCCCAAGAAGAAGGCAGAAGAGCCCAAGAAGCUAGAGGAGCCCAAAGCUAAAGCAAAAUCCAAAGAUGAGCCCAAAGCCAGUAAGGAGCCCCCCAAGGCUGAGGCCUCCUCUGGCAAGGAGGCCAAAGCCCCAGCACCCACGGGGGGGAGGAAAUGAGGGGAGCCCCAUGGGAGCAGCCCCCCGGGGCCGGGCUUUCCCGUAGCAAUACGUCCGUGCCGGAGCCACGGCCCCUCCAGCCCCGGGGCCAGCAGCUUCCCUGCCAGAAUGUGCCCCACGCUGAGAGCCACAGUUAAACACUUGAAUUCAACCCGAGGAGAGGACCCCCCCCCCACCCCGGGGAACACCCCCCCACACCCUCCCACCCCUCCUCCAAUAAGUGCAUUUAUUUAAUGUAUGUGCAAGGGAUGGAUGAACGCAACGCAGAAGCUCUAGCUGCUUGGGAUGGGGGCUGGCAGGGUCCUCGGGGGUCUUCUGCCCUGGGGGGUGACACUUGUGCCCCCCCCGGGGGUGAGGCAGGCACGCUCACAGCCCCACGGAGCACCAGGAACCUCAGCCCACUCUUUGCUUUCUGUGCAAUAACCAAAUAAAGUGCUUAC
This is a messenger RNA of Apus apus (common swift), 3140 nucleotides long. It is a transcript of the gene NEFH, whose product is annotated as neurofilament heavy chain. Gene Ontology annotation, biological process: axon development. Gene Ontology annotation, cellular component: neurofilament; axon. Gene Ontology annotation, molecular function: structural constituent of postsynaptic intermediate filament cytoskeleton. The record is from RefSeq and is a predicted model, not a curated record. Lineage: Eukaryota; Metazoa; Chordata; Aves; Apodiformes; Apodidae.